Molecule: messenger RNA, 2884 nt
Organism: Anarrhichthys ocellatus (wolf-eel)
Lineage: Eukaryota; Metazoa; Chordata; Actinopteri; Perciformes; Anarhichadidae
Gene: aup1
Product: AUP1 lipid droplet regulating VLDL assembly factor
Exons: 12
Coding region: 243-1490 (415 amino acids)
Biological process (GO): ERAD pathway
Cellular component (GO): endoplasmic reticulum membrane
Molecular function (GO): ubiquitin binding
Source: RefSeq, a predicted model, not a curated record
GGCUAGCGCUGCUAGCACCGCGGGCACAAGCACCUUUGGACAAUUGCUAAGCUAACAUUUUAAACUUGCUGAAACCAUUUGGCGUUACGUUAAAGUCAGGUUCACGUGGGAACAAUCAUCGUUAGUUGUCAAUUUAUACCCAUGCGAAAAAGUUGUUGUCGUGAACGGUAUGACUAAUUUAUAUUUAGGGAUCAGGUUGUAUUCUUAGCAGUAGCCUCUGAGCAAAGGUCUGACUGGCAGACAUGGAGAAUCGGGGGAUUGAAGACAUGUUUGACUUUCGUCGGGUUCCCAAAGAUGCAGUCCUUCUCUUGCUGUUGCUGAUUUACUCUCCAGUUGGCAUCUGUUUGAUGUUGAUACGGAUCUUUCUCGGUGUUCACGUGUUCUUGGUCAGCUGUGCGCUUCCAGAGAGUUUUGUUAGAAGAUUUAUUGUCCGGGUUAUGUGCUCAGUCCUGGGGAUGCAUGUGAGACAGAACAACCCUCGCUCCAGAGACAGGAACACCAAGCUGUACAUAUGCAACCACGUGACGGAGUUCGACCACAACAUCAUCAACCUUCUGACCCCCUGCCAUACUCCCCAGUUGGAGGGCUCCACAGGCUUUGUGUGUUGGGCCAGAGGCUUCAUGGAAAUCCAUUCAGCGUCUGGCCAAGAAGCAAUCGGAGAGUCUCUUCAGAGGUACUGCUCUGCUGAAGGCACCCCUCCUUUGCUUCUGUUCCCUGAAGAGGACACCACAAACGGCCGUGCCGGCCUGCUGAAGUUCAGUUCCUGGCCUUUCUCACUGACUGAUUCCAUUCAACCUGUGGCCUUACGGGUGACCAGACCAUUGAUUGCUUUGAGCACACCGGAGUCAAGCUGGCUGAUGGAGCUCUUAUGGACAUUUUUUGUUCCAUGUACAGUGUAUCAUGUAAGUUGGCUCCCACCAGUAUCCAGACAAGAUGGCGAGUCCAUGCAGGAGUUCGCCAACAAAGUCCAGGAGCUAUUGGCAGGUGAACUUGGCUUGGUCUCCACCAAGAUCACUAAAGCUGAUAAGGCCGAGCACAUCAAACGUAAAAGGCACAUCGUACCACAAACAUCCACAAGUGUCAGACCUGGCUCUAUUGGCCUCGGUUUCAUGGUCCAGAGUUUGGGCACCGAUGACCACAGGAUUGCUAAGAUGGCCCAACAGGUGAAGGACGUGCUGCCUCAUGUCCCGCUGAAUGUCAUCGCCAAGGACUUAGCAAAAACCAAUUGUGUUGACACCACCAUAACAAAUCUGCUGGAGAACAAGGAGGAAAGUCCAAUGGAAGCAACCGGAACGUCGACCUUUGGGUCUUCUAUGAACAGCUCCUAUCCCUCUGGUCCGGCUCCCACCAUAAUGCCUGCUGCCAAAUCUUUUGGGAGAUCACCAGUUGACAGACAUUUGUCUCUCCAAGAGAGAAAAGAAGCACUCUAUAAUUUUGCAAGAAGACGCUACAUUGAAAAACACGGACUGGAUGAAGAAGACAGUCACUGAACACACUUUGGGUCAAGCUUUCACUGAAAACAUCCGAGAGAAGCUCAUUCUACCUGCAUAGCUGUCUAAUUUGAAUGGUGAUUUUCUAUACCGUCAACUGGUUCUGUUGCAAAACAGAUUUAGUUAAUUGCAGAUAACGGAGGGGAGUAUUCAGAACAUGUAUAUGUCGAUGGAAUGGUGAUUGUGCAUGUUUAAUUCUUCAUUCUGGCUGAUGCAUCAUUUUGAUAACAAUUUGUAUUACGAUCCACUGACUGUGAAUCAUCUAUUUAUUUUUAUAAUGUCCAGAGUCGUUGAUGAAAAUAAAGUUCAGCUUGGCCGUAACAAAUUUGUCACUGAUGUUGUUUCAGUUGCGUCUCAACAGGCUGGAUGGGGGGGGGGAUAUGAAGCAAUGCUUUUUUGAAUAUUCUUCAUUUAUAGAUUUACCUCUUCAGGACAUUAGGACUGUUGGAGAUGUAUUAAAAGUAAAAUGUUAACCCGACUAAACAAUUACAAUAUGUAUGCUACGGUGAUGUCAUAUGAAUGUAUUAAUAGUUUUACUGCUAUAAAUACAACAGGAAAACAAAAACUGAAUCUCAUUACACAGUAGUGUACAAGACUUCAAAUGGAAUAGUUCUAGGCCUUGAUGAUCGGGGUAAAAACUAAACAGUUUAUGCAACACAGAUCAAAAACUCCACAUUACAGACGCCAAAUGUGUAAGAACCAACUAACAACUAUAUUAUUGGCCAUUGUGUAUUACAGUCGGGAUAUGUUAUAUCUAUAUAAUCUACUUGUUUAGGUCUACAUGAUACUAGGAUGGGGUGAAUGUCGAGUUAUGCCGUUGUGUGUGUGGCCUCUGAGAUCAGCACUCUUACCGACUGUUGCGCUCAGUAAGCAACACAGCCAUAGAUAGAAUGUGAACACAGCCUCUGAUUUGUCGACAGACUCGACCCUAUGCAUCAUGGGAUAAAUCACGCCUCCAGCAGGCCUCAGCUAACGUCAACGACUCCUUUAAGCAUAGGUAAAUGGAUAACUAAUAAGACAUUCAUUGUUGGAUUUAUUAGUUUGAUAAAGUCUUUCAAAAACACUGUUGUUCCAUGCUGGAUUACCAAACUUCUAAAAGGGACACUAAUUGGAAAAAUACAACAGUGAUGGAGUGCGGGGCAAUUGAAAGUGAGUUUCUUGACCUCAGCAUUCCAGAGAUAUUCUAGUAAUGGUGAUUAACAUACUCUGAUGGGUUUUAUUUUGCAAAUUCAACCGAUCUGCGGAUGACCGUUUAUCAAAAGUGGCAAGUGUACAGGCCUUGGUACUACAUGAACAACAUCGGGAGAGAAAUAAAUAGUGGCAGGAGGGCAACAACAGCUGAUUAACACAAUACUCACAAUUAAUGUAAGAGAGUAGAGUAUAACUAGAACAAU